This is a messenger RNA of Filobasidium floriforme, 2609 nucleotides long. RefSeq lists its product as uncharacterized. The transcript is spliced from 6 exons. NCBI's taxonomy places the organism in Eukaryota, Fungi, Basidiomycota, Tremellomycetes, Filobasidiales, Filobasidiaceae. Bases 42 to 2570 code for a protein of 842 amino acids. The record is from RefSeq and is a predicted model, not a curated record.
CAACCACAGGACUGACUCGCUUGGCGUGGAACAGUCUGGCCAUGUCCAAGCAAUCGAAACCGCCGCCGCUGACGAACCGGCGCGACCAGGCUGUCAACCUUCCGACAUCAAACGUACCGCAGGAUGUUUCCUUAGAUUACGAAUGUGCUCAAGCUGAUGGUAUGGAUGUCGACGAGAAUGAUGGUACACCGUUGCUGGAUUUGAAGAAGAGUCUAGUUGCCUUACAAGCUCUCCGUCAGACCCGUCAACACCACCUCAACAAGCUCUUCCCCAUCUUCACAUCUCCUGUCCCUAAAACGAAACCAGGUCCCAAACAGAGGACUAAGAACAAGACCGAAAGUAAUACCACCGAAGCCUCGGCAUCUGCCCCUACGCCACAACCAGAUCCCGUCCAGGAAGCAGAAGAAGACCCCCUUCCUCCUCAUCGGUUGAGAUUGUUGGGCACCUGUCGGUUGGCAUUAGGGCCGAUCACGAUAGACCAGGUCAACCUCUGGGAAUGUAGAUGGGAGGUACCACAGACAACUCUUCCUCCCCCUCCUGCUCGGUCUCUGCCGCGACCCCUUGCAACAGGAUCGUCUCCGUCGACACCUGUGAAACCUUUGACGGUAGGAUCUUCUUCGACGCCUGUGAGACCGUCAGCAGUGGGAUCAUCUCCUUCGACGCUGGUGAGAACUACAACAACGGAAUCAUCUUCGCCCAUGCCUGUGAGACCUGUCGCAUCAGCAGGUCCUCCAAGGUCGACUUCGGGAGCACCGGGACCACCAUCUCAAGUCCCAGCUUCAGACCAGAAGCCUAGACCACCCGGACAGACUACUAUGGGUCCUCACGGUCCGAUCGCUCCACCACCUGCUAUCACUCGCGAACUCAUCGACCUAGUCAACGCCCGAGCGCGAGCCCAUCCCUGGCUAGCCAUCCUCCUCGAUCGCGCUGAAUCGAAAAAAGCUACCUACUCUGAGCUGAAAAAGCUCGGUGGGGUCGUCGAGAUCCUGGACAAGGGGUAUGAUCUACCUCUGGACAGGGCAUUAGCGGAGAGGGCGGCUGGAGAUGUCAUGGGAUACAUCCGGAGCGGUGCCAAGAAAAGGCCAGGGGUGGGUACUGGAAGGCUCGUCAUGCCCGCAGUUGCGACCAAGACGGCACCCGCAUCGCCAUCGAUGGUGUACACUCCGAGCAAGACCGGCCCUGUUCCCGGGAAACCUCUCCCACCGAUCCCGGAUUAUCCUUUGAUAUUGAUCUCCUUUGCCGAGAAUCCGGCAGUCAAAUUUGUCCUCCCUUUCCCGUUCGCCUACAUCUCGUACCAUCCGACCGAGUCGACACCUCCAGUUCCUUCGAUUCUACCUGUAACGCUUCCACCUCCACCUGUACUCUCUCAAGGAUCGCGGACACCGACAACGACGCCCGCGGUCCGCCCCGUCCCGGGUAGAAGAGGUCAUAUGCUACUCUCCACUUUCCUCCCAUCGAAAGGCUGGGGCAGAUGGUUCCCGGAAAACGAAGCCACUUCAGAAUCCGCCCGUAAACGUUCUCGGCGAAAAGACCCUUCUGCCCAUGCCCGCCUAGGGCUGCCCAAAGAAGAUCGGGAUUACUCCAUCGGGGGCUGUACAAUACCUGCUGGUGGAGUCGAGCCGUUGACAAUCAGGUUUGAGGAUAUGGCCGAGGUCACGUGGAUGGGAGUGAAGGUGGUGGGGAGGGAGAUGGAGGUAUGCUUGGAAGCGCGGAGGAAGAGGUUGGAGAGGGAGAAGGAGAAAGAGGCGGAGCGGAAUAAGAAGACGGCGGAGAAGCAGAAAGAGGUACAGGUGCAGGUACCGGCUGAGGUCGCGAAAGAGGGGGAGAAGAAUGGCGAUGCGAUCGAGAUACAGAAGCCCAGCGGGGAUAAGGACGAAGAUGACGAUAUGAUCGUGAUACAAAAGCCCGGCCUGGCAAACAAUCAGUGCAAUACGGCCGAAAACGACAAGGGAAAGGUCAAUGACACGAUUGUCAUUCAGGAGCCCGGCGCUACGGAUGACGGAAAGGUUAAUCCCGCAAACACAAAUGUAACGGAGAGCACACCUAAGGACAAGGCGGAACCGGCCGACUCGGCAGGUCUAUCUACCGAGCGGCCUAAGCGGGACAGCAAGAAGAAAAAGCGCUGGAGCGAUGGGGAAGAGGAUAUCUUACAGAACAAAUCGUUCAAGUCUGGAAAGUCUACCGCUAAGCAGGCCGAGCUUGAGGAUGAGUUGGGAGUCGAGGGCGAUGAUCCCAACAAGAGUUUCAAAGCGAGAAUCUUCAAUCAGCUCCUCAAAAGAGUGCCUGCCAGACGAUACCUGAAGUUGCGCCUGCCUGAACCGUUACCAGACGAUCUCGUCAAGGCAAGUACUCAUUUGUCAGAUCCGGUCAUCAAGAACUUGGCUGUCGGCAAAGCCUCUCAAACCAUCAACGUCCUCCCCGUGCAGACCAAGAAGCGAAGGACAUUAGCUAGCAAACGGAACUCUGUCACGCCAAGCGCCAAGAAGAUCAAGCCAAACGUUGUGAAGACUGGCCCAAUUCCGGCUGGAGAUGACGGUCCAGCUGAAAGCACAGUUGCAACUCAAGGAUAACUGUAUCACUGGAUAGUAACGGUAGAUCAGAAUUACAGG